AUGAAGGUCGCCGCUUCUCUCGUUGCUGUCGCAGCUCUCGCUUCCAGCGCCUCCGCCGGUGUCGCCAGCACCUGGCUCGACUGGACCAGCAGCACUACCACCACCACGCCGGCCGCUCCCGCGAAGACCUCGACCACGACCAAGGCGUACACCACCUGGGCUGACUGGACCAGCUCUGCUAAGACCACGACCACGACCAAGGCACCCGUCGCUGCCUCUAGCACCCACACCUGGGCUGACUGGACCUCCAGCGAAGCCCCAGUUUCCUAUACUACGACCGUUGUAGGUGCCAUCACAACCUACUGCCCAUAUGCUACCAAGUUCACGCACGCUGGCAAGACCUACGAAGUCACAUCUGCCACAACUCUGACCAUCACUGAUUGCCCGUGCACCAUUUCUGUCCCCGUCUAUACCAAGACCUCCACCUCGUGUAGCAGUUCCGUCGCCGCCGUGUCCACCGGCACUUGGGCUGACUGGUCUUCCACCUCGGUCGCUGUCACCAGCUCUGUCUACACCCCCGUUGCGGCUGCGAGCACGUCCAGCGCCGCCUGGUCGUCCUAUGCCCCAUCCAGCGUCGCCCCAGCCGUCGCUACCUACACUGGCGCAGCCAACGCCCUCGUUGCCAACGUUGGCGCUGGUCUUGCCGGUGUUGGUGCUAUUGCUGCCUUCCUCCUGUAA
Messenger RNA from Cladophialophora psammophila CBS 110553, 678 nucleotides. RefSeq lists its product as uncharacterized. Gene Ontology annotation, cellular component: fungal-type cell wall. Lineage: Eukaryota; Fungi; Ascomycota; Eurotiomycetes; Chaetothyriales; Herpotrichiellaceae. The record is from RefSeq and is a predicted model, not a curated record. The transcript is spliced from 2 exons. Gene Ontology annotation, biological process: fungal-type cell wall organization. Gene Ontology annotation, molecular function: structural constituent of cell wall. The coding region runs from base 1 to 678 and encodes 225 amino acids.